CACACAGCGAUGUCUCCCUGUCACCCGGGAGCAGAGGGCGGAGACCAGAGGGGAGGAGCGCGGGGACCUCACGGUGCAGAGCGGAAGCCGGGGUGGAACGCAGAGGGCGCAAAUCAGGUGGACCGCAGAGGCCGGAAGUCAAGUGGAACGCACAGGCCGGAAGCCGGGAGGGGGGAAUAUAUUGAGGAAACAAGGAUCUGUACGAGGACACGAUGGAGAAUCACUGUCUCCUCACAUCACUGGAUGGAUCCAGUAACAGAGAUACCCCAGAUGCAUGUCUCCAUCCUCUAUAUUCUCAGGACCGUACACAGGAGAAUCACAGGAUUCCACAGGAGGAUCAGUGUGAAGAUCUGAUUCAUUUUAAACUAGAAGAUAUAGAGGGAGAAGAAAAGAUGUAUCUGAAUAUUAUAAAGGUAGAAAAUACAGAGGGAGAGGAAGAGAUGUAUGUGACUGACACCAAGGCAGAAGAUAUAGAUGGAGAAGAAAAGAUGUAUGUGAGGGGUGAUCAGCAGUGUAAGGAGGAGGAAAUCCCUACAGAUAUCAGCACAGCAGAUGGAUGUAACAGAAGAAAUAUAUGGCAGGAGCAUCUCCUUUUAUCUCCAGACUGUGACAUAGAAGAUAACAUCACAAGAUAUUCUCCAGCAGAAACUCCUAUUACCUCUGUUAUGCAUCCAGGUCUUCACAGUACAGAUCUGUCAUCUGACCCCACUUAUCAUGAGGAAUGGUCUGAUAGAGUAGAUACCAAAUGCUUUAUACAGGAUACAAAGUCUAUUACCCAUCAGCCAGCUAAGACAUUUCCAUGCUCUGAGUGUGGGAAAUGUUUUACACAAAAAUCAUAUCUUGUUAUACAUGAGAGAAGUCACACAGGUGAGAAGCCAUUUCCAUGUUCUGAGUGUGGAAAAUGUUUUACACAGAAGUCAUGUCUCGUUUUACAUGCGAGAACUCACACAGGUGAGAAGCCAUUUCCAUGUUCUGAGUGUGGAAAAUGUUUUACACAGAAAUCAGAUCUUGUUAAACAUGAGAGAACUCACACAGGUGAGAAACCAUUUUCAUGUUCCGAGUGUGGGAAAAGUUAUGCACAGAGAUCAGAUCUUGUUAAACAUGAGAGAAGUCACACAGGUGAGAAGCCAUUUCGAUGUUCUGAGUGUGGGAAAUGUUAUUCAGAGAAAUCAUACCUUGUUGUACAUAUGAGAAGUCACACAGGUGAGAAACUAUUUUCAUGUUCUGACUGUGGGAAGCGUUUCACAAAGAAAUCACAUCUUGUUACACAUGAGAAACGUCACACAGGUGAGAAACCAUUUUCAUGUUCUGAGUGUGGGAAAUGUUUUACAGAGAAAUCAGGUCUUGUUAGACAUGAGAGAAGUCACACAGGUGAGAAAUUAUUUUCAUGUUCUGAGUGUGGGAAAAGUUAUGCACAGAAAUCAUAUCUUGUUAUACAUAUGAGAAGUCACACAGGUGAGAAACUAUUUUCAUGUUCUGACUGUGGGAAGUGUUUCACACAGAAAUCACAUCUUGUUACACAUGAGAGAAGUCACAGAGGUGAGAGACCAUUUCCAUGUUCUGAGUGUGGGAAAUGUUAUGGACAGAAAUCAUAUCUUGUUAGACAUGAGAGAAGUCACACAGGUGAGAAGACAUUUUCAUGUUCUGACUGAGAGAAAUAAUAGAAAUUAAUUAUUACAGAGUAAAAAUGGAUUAAAGUUCACAAUGGCGCUCCUACUGGAACAGUGGCAGCCUAGGUAUACUUCAGGUGAAUCCUCACUCACCAAACAUAUACAAAAUUUACAAUACAUAGUCAACCUUUGGCAGCUCCAGCAAAUCACUGUUUACCCAAUAUACCAAGUACUCCUAGUGUUCACUCUAGGCUGUUUUAGCAGGGCGCCUGCCCGAUUUUAUUAAGGCAAAACCCGCCCUGCCCUUUCUGCGGCGCCCUGCUAAACAGCCUACCCGCUUACUGCUCUCCCAGCGUGUAUAGAUGCCAUGCGCACAACAUCCAUUCACGCAACGGGAGAGCGCUUGGGGGAAGCUCAGCGCCUCCGUAGGUGCUAGGCACGCCCCCUUUAGUGAUGCCACCCACGCCACCUUUUGUGAUGUCGCCAGCUCCCUUUAGUGAUGCCGCCAGCCACCCACGCCCCCUUUAGUGAUGCCACCAGCCACCCACGCCCCCUUUAGUGACGCCGCCGCCCGCCCACGCCCCCUUAAGUGACACCGUCAGACGCGUGCACAAGUGCCCUCACAGACCAUCGCCCUGCCCUAAAAAAUUCCUAGGGGGAACACUAAUUCCAAUUUCUGGAGUGCAGCACAGGGAAAAGAAUAUAAAUCAAAAUAAAGUUCUUUCCCUAAAAAC
Molecule: messenger RNA, 2344 nt
Organism: Pseudophryne corroboree (corroboree frog)
Lineage: Eukaryota; Metazoa; Chordata; Amphibia; Anura; Myobatrachidae
Product: zinc finger protein OZF-like
Exons: 5
Coding region: 213-1652 (479 amino acids)
Biological process (GO): regulation of transcription by RNA polymerase II
Cellular component (GO): nucleoplasm
Molecular function (GO): DNA-binding transcription repressor activity, RNA polymerase II-specific; RNA polymerase II cis-regulatory region sequence-specific DNA binding
Source: RefSeq, a predicted model, not a curated record